Molecule: messenger RNA, 1870 nt
Organism: Tupaia belangeri chinensis (Chinese tree shrew)
Lineage: Eukaryota; Metazoa; Chordata; Mammalia; Scandentia; Tupaiidae
Gene: HTR2B
Product: 5-hydroxytryptamine receptor 2B
Exons: 3
Coding region: 369-1781 (470 amino acids)
Biological process (GO): smooth muscle contraction; release of sequestered calcium ion into cytosol; phospholipase C-activating serotonin receptor signaling pathway
Cellular component (GO): dendrite; plasma membrane
Molecular function (GO): G protein-coupled serotonin receptor activity; neurotransmitter receptor activity
Source: RefSeq, a predicted model, not a curated record
UCUAUGGCAUUCAAGUUCAAAUACAAGUUUAUAACUACAGUAAAAAACAAAGAGAGAGAAAGAGAAACUAAUAAGUAGCUUAUUUUUCAUAGCUAUUGGUUCCUCUCACCAAGUCUUCUAUUUAAUAAAAUCUGAGCCUUCGGAAAACACAAAAUACCUGAAGGUCUUACCUACAAACAUGGACAGAUGUGUACCCUCUCAUUUCAGAGAACUGGAAUUUUUUUUUUUUUUAAAGCAAAGAGUCCACUUUGGCUUUGAGCAUUUGGCGUGGGUACAAUGCCUUUAAAAAAGCAGAUGACCAGCCUAGCCACUGACCACUGCCCGGAAUUGGAUCAAAUCACAGAAAAACGGUGAAUGGCUCUUAUAGAAUGUCUGAACAAAGCGAGAUUUUGCAGAGCACGUUUGAUCAUUUAAUCUCUUCUAACUGGUCUGGAUUACAGACAGAAUCAAUACCAGAGGAAAUGAAACAGACUGUAGAGGAACAGGGAAAUAAAUUGCACUGGGCAGCUCUUCUGAUACUCAUGGUGAUAAUACCCACAAUUGGUGGAAACAUCCUUGUUAUUUUGGCUGUUUCACUGGAGAAAAAGCUACAAUACGCUACCAAUUACUUUCUAAUGUCCCUGGCGGUGGCUGAUUUGCUGGUUGGAUUGUUCGUGAUGCCGACUGCCCUCCUGACAAUAAUGUUUGAGGCUACGUGGCCCCUCCCACUUGUUCUGUGUCCUGCCUGGUUAUUUCUUGAUGUUCUCUUUUCAACUGCAUCCAUCAUGCAUCUUUGUGCCAUUUCAGUGGAUCGUUAUAUAGCCAUCAAAAAGCCAAUCCAGGCCAAUCAAUAUAACUCACGAGCUACAGCACUCAUCAAGAUUACAGUGGUGUGGUUAAUUUCAAUAGGUAUUGCCAUUCCAAUCCCCAUUAAAGGAAUAGAAACUGGUGUGGAUAACCCAAACAACAUCACUUGUGCGCUGACAAAGGAACGUUUUGGCAACUUCAUGCUCUUUGGCUCACUGGCUGCCUUCUUUACACCCCUUGCCAUCAUGAUUGUCACCUACUUUCUCACUAUCCGCACUUUACAGAAGAAAGCCUACUUGGUCAAAAACAAGCCACCUCAACGCCUAACAUGGGUGAAUGUGUCCACAGUUUUCCAAAGGGAUGAAACCCCUUGCUCGUCACCUGAAAAGGUGGCAAUGCUCAAUGGUUCUCGCAAGGACAAAACUCUGCCCAAUUUAAGCGAUGAAAGACUGAUGCGAAAGAUGUCCGCCAUUGGAAAAAAGUCAGUGCAGACCAUUUCCAAUGAACAGAGAGCCUCAAAGGUCCUAGGGAUUGUGUUUUUCCUGUUUUUGCUUAUGUGGUGCCCCUUUUUUAUUACAAAUAUAACUCUAGUUUUGUGUGAUUCCUGCAACCAGACUACUCUUGAAAUGCUUUUGGGAAUAUUUGUGUGGAUAGGCUAUGUUUCCUCAGGGGUAAAUCCUUUGGUUUAUACGCUCUUCAAUAAGACAUUCCGAGAUGCAUUUGGCCGAUACAUUACCUGCAAUUACCAGGCUACAAAGUCAGUAAAAACUCUUAGAAAGUGUUCCAGUAAGAUCUAUUUCCAGAACACAAUGACAGAGAACUCUAAGUUUUUCAUGAAACAUGGAAUUCGAAAUGGGAUUAAUCCUGCCGUGUACCAGAGCCCAAUGAGGCUCCGAAGUUCGACCGUUCAGUCUUCAUCAAUCAUUCUACUAGAUACUCUUUUCCUCACUGAAAAUGAAGGUGACAAAACUGAAGAGCAAGUCAGUUAUGUAUAGAACUGGCACAGUUUUUGUCUAACUAAUGUAAUGAUGAAUAAGAUGAUUAACUAGAUGUAAAUGUACUGAGAAUUAUCUAAAGAAAAAAA